AUGCUUUGCCACACAGCACUGGCCAGUCCUGUUUUCGUUCCACAAAUUCUCUCGGAAAGUACCGGAAGGAACAUCAGGCACUUGAUGUGCGUGUCCCGUAGAACAGGCGAAACCGGAAUAUGCAUGUUUGCAUUGACUUGCGCCAAAGCGAACGGUACCCACCUCGGGACUUGCAUCGACAGUUUCUACUUUGGGAGUUGCUGCAAGAUAGACGACGUGCCCGAUGUCUCUCCGCAGAACAACACCAUCGACAUCGACGGUCCGCCGUCUCCGUCGAAACCCCAAGUCAUUACCACCACCACCACCACAACCACCACCACUCACUUGGUCGAGAGCAACGACAUCCCUGGCAACGUGGACAACCAAAAGCUCUCGACGACGCAGUCGACCUCCCUGGGGACGCCAUUCGUUAGAACAACCGAGGCGACGACCUCGACCUUCAGGACCGAAGCGACCAAGGCCAAGCCUUCCAAAGCAGCGACCAAAAAGCCAGUGGUGACCGAGUUCACCACGGAAUCCAUCAAACUGUCGACCUUCCAGAGCGUCCAGAAUUCAUCCCACCAGCGCCCCCUGCCCGCCUCCACUGCUACCACCGCAUCCUCCGUGCCGACCAAAAAAAUUCAGAGGCCCAGUUCCCCGGACGCAAAGCCCGCAACUGCUGGACCCAAACCAGCUCCGACGAUGCUUUCGAUCUCCUCAUCCUCGAGCACCGGCACUUUGGUUACCUCGCCGAGCACGUCGACAACUGCAUCCUCGACCUUGGCUCUCGACAAGACGAGCAAAAAGCCACCGUCGAUGGCCAGUCCAACCGAGAGGCCCGGCACAGCAGCCACGCCGCUGUCGACCGGAUCGACGAAACCGAGCUCCGUCGAAACAACCUUGCAUCGAAACACCACCAAUCACGCUCCCACCUCAUCCCCGCCGUCGUCAUCGACAAACAAAACACCGACAACUGACGUUACAAAGCCCAGUGAGUUGUUUUCCUCCUCCUCCACCAGGUUCCCACCGAGAAACGCGACCACGGAGGUGCCCGUGUCGUCUGUUUCGAUCGACAGUCACCAACAAGGUGCCGUCACAACGGUGGCGCCGACGACAACCAAAAAGUCAUCGACGACGAAAAAGCCGAGCAGAGUCACGACGAAGAAGCCCAUCUUCCUGACCAUCUCCAAGAAACCAACCCCAACGGCUGCUCCUCCCGUCAUCGCCACGACGAUCGCAGCUACGGUUGCCUCUGCCGGCAUUACCACCGCGAGUUCCGCGGCCACGACCAUAAAGGUCCCGACUACGUCGAAACCAGCCGUCUCGCUAGUUCUCCACAACGUCUCCACUGCGUCCACGACCACGAGCUCCAAGAGACCCGUGACCGUGACGUCGUCCAAGAAGCCGUCGACCACGCCGUCGACGCCGACAACGACGAAGAAGCCGUCCAGCGCCACGACGACGAAAGCCACAACCGUGAGGAGGCCGACGACUCAGGGUGUGAAAAAGAACGCGACGAGCAGCACCUCGACUCCACCAAAAGUGACGAGCAGCUCGAAGAAACCGGUCCCGACUGCCGGGCCAUCGUCUUCCUCGGUGACGACGGGCCAACCGAGCAGUAAGACCACAACGACCCCGAGGACCAGCCCGGAAACGACGACCACCUCCACGAGUUCUACGGUUCCACCCUCGACAACUGUGACCAGGCACAAGCCUCUGGUGGAUUCGUCCAGUGACGGAACAACCCCGAUGGUGGACCACAAAAACACCACGGACCCCACGCCCAGUGUUUCGACGGCGGAAGCGAACGCGACAACGCCGGUGCCGGGUAUCGUGACGUGGACGUCGGUCUCGGACGAAGUCGAGAACAGCACCAAGACCUCGACCAACUCCACAUCGGAGACGUCAGAAACUCUGGAAACGGAUUGGGUCCCUCUGACGACUCCCGAUGGGUGGAUAAUCAUCCAGUCGCCGACCGCGGACAAGCCCGACGCGGAAUCGGCGGCUCCUCCCGCGACUCAGGCGCCGAUCGUUACAAAUAAACCAGUAGCCGAGAGUACAACUCCGCGUGCCUCAACGACGUCGACUACGACGACGACGACGACGACGACGAGCCAGGCGACGACGUACCUGGAGCAAUUGUCCACGGUGGCGACGGUCACUGCGUCCCCGGACUUUGCCGACAGUACGAUCGCUCCCAUCAACAUGUCGAGUUUCAAAGAUGUUUGCGGCAGAAGAUUGUUCCCGGACGCGAGGAUCGUCGGGGGCAACGGCAGCACCUUCGGCAAGUGGCCUUGGCAGAUCUCCCUUCGUCAGUGGCGAACAUCGACGUACUUGCACAAAUGCGGGGCAGCUCUGCUCAACGAGAACUGGGCCAUCACGGCAGCUCACUGUGUACAAAAAGUACUGCCGAGCGAUCUGUUACUGCGGAUCGGCGAGUACGAUUUGGCCAACGAAGAGGAGCCGUACAGUUUCCAGGAGCGGCGGGUGCAGAUAGUCGCCAGUCACCCGAACUUCGAUCCACGGACGUUCGAAUUUGACUUGGCACUGAUGCGAUUCUACGAGCCGGUUUUGCCCUUCCAGCCGAACGUUUUGCCGAUUUGCGUGCCAGACGACGACGAGAGCUACGUCGGACAGACGGCCUACGUUACCGGCUGGGGCAGGCUCUACGAGGAUGGUCCACUGCCGUCGGUAUUGCAGGAAGUGGCCGUGCCGGUGAUAAACAAUUCCCUAUGCGAGGGCAUGUACAGGAAUGCUGGAUACAUUGAGCACAUCCCUCACAUCUUCAUAUGCGCCGGUUGGCGAAACGGAGGUUUCGACUCUUGCGAGGGCGACAGCGGCGGACCGUUGGUCAUACAGAGGAAACGAGACAAGCGAUGGAUGCUGGCCGGCGUCAUUAGUUGGGGAAUCGGUUGCGCGGAGCCCAACCAACCGGGCGUCUACACGCGAAUCUCGGAGUUCCGCGAAUGGAUCAACCAGAUUCUGCAGUUCUGAGGAAACGAAGCUUCGACGCGCGAUGCCAGACUAACUAAAUUGAAUCAAGUGACAUUCGAUCGGACAGAGACAAUAUAGCACGAAAGGACUGUGAUCGAUCUUGAAAACUUUUACAGUGAUCUGUUGUUCGCCACUGCGCUCUCUCUCAUUUUUUUUUUUUUUUUCUCUCGAUCCAAGUGACGCUGCCAAGUAUAUUAUGCUAUGAACUGUGCAGCAGGCGCUUACUACUACUACUAAUUAAAUAAGCAAAGUUCGUCGCUCCAUUAAUACUAUUACUGGUUUUGCCAGACCUUGUAAAUAUACUUUAUUGUUUAUCAAACGACGAUUUGUUUUUAUAGAUAAAUAACAUUAUUUAACGAAGAGAAAUUUAAUUUAAUUUUUUUUUUUUUUCUUUAAUUUUAAUUUACGUUUUAAGAAUCUCGCCUAUUUAUUGCAAUAUAUACGUUAGGAAUACUAUAUAUUAUGUGUAUGUACUUAUUAUUCAUACGAAUUUGUAAAGACCAAACUCUUUUUUCUAUAUACAUAUAUUAUCGUGUAGUUUUAUAAGUAUCCCUUUUUUUAAGUUUUAACUCAAAAGUCUCUCUUUAUAAUUGCUGAUGUUCUUUUUUUUUUUUUAUAUACACAAAAAAAUGAAAAGAAUAAAAAAC
This is a messenger RNA of Copidosoma floridanum, 3620 nucleotides long. RefSeq names its product serine protease notopleural (gene Np). Lineage: Eukaryota; Metazoa; Arthropoda; Insecta; Hymenoptera; Encyrtidae. The record is from RefSeq and is a predicted model, not a curated record. Gene Ontology annotation, biological process: proteolysis. Gene Ontology annotation, molecular function: serine-type endopeptidase activity.